Aureobasidium namibiae CBS 147.97 is the source of this 711-nucleotide messenger RNA. RefSeq lists its product as uncharacterized. The record is from RefSeq and is a predicted model, not a curated record. The transcript has 3 exons. The coding region runs from base 1 to 711 and encodes 236 amino acids. Lineage: Eukaryota; Fungi; Ascomycota; Dothideomycetes; Dothideales; Saccotheciaceae.
AUGAUUCUCACACAAUGCAGACGGGCAAUACUGUCACCCGCCGUCUCGGCAUGUCGCCGAGCUAUAUCGACCCUUCCUAAUAAUCCUCACAUUUACGUCCACCCACAAUCGCCGACGGUCAAUGUUCUUUCUUUCCUACCGACCUCGCCUCCCACAGGCUCACUUGCCAUUGGUGUCUCGUCGCAAAUCCCGCCCACGUCCGACUCCUUGCGCGAGAACCAAUCAUUCAUGAAGGUGCUACAAUCCGUGAUACGAGAGCAUGCGACCAAAGAUCCCGAAGUCAUUGGACAAGCUCAAGCAUAUGCAAGCUCAGCGGGAUCAUCGUUAGGGUCCGGUGGUGUUUUCUUCCCCCAGACGCAACACAAGCGCAGUAAGAGACGCGCAGGAUAUGGUGGUGGUGGCGGUGCCGGUGGUGACGGAGCCGGAGGUGCUUCUGCUCAGGGCGGCGCGGGUGGUGCUGGAAGAGGAGGAUACAUCCACGUCAGUGACCAGAGGAACCCUCCAGACUAUGGCCGCACCGCAUGGCCUGAAGACAUCUUUGGAAGCCUCGAGGUCGACGCAGUCGGUAACUUUGUGGGCGAGAACGGCAGCUACCAAGAGAGUGGGACGUACAGAUGUGUUACACGAGAGGGAAUCCUCGGACUCAGCCCCUACCUUCGUGAGAAGCUCAUUGCACGACUCAAGCAACUCGAAGCAGAAAAGGGUAAAUGA